Westerdykella ornata is the source of this 1074-nucleotide messenger RNA. RefSeq lists its product as uncharacterized. Bases 351 to 1001 code for a protein of 216 amino acids. The record is from RefSeq and is a predicted model, not a curated record. Lineage: Eukaryota; Fungi; Ascomycota; Dothideomycetes; Pleosporales; Sporormiaceae. The transcript has a single exon.
GGCCACCUCUUGGGUCUGAGGCGGAGAGGAUGUUGUCUUUCCCUCGGCAUCCGCCUUGGCUUUGAAGGGAUGGGAGAGAGUGAAAGGCAUGCUGGAAGAGGUUUGCGAAGAGUCUUGGUGUGGUACCAGAACGAAGAUGAGUGGAUGUGUGAUAUGUCCGUAAGUCGCAGUGUAGGAGAGAAGGGUGGGGAUAGAGAGGACAUCCUGUUUCGUUAUAUAUGGCCGUUGUGAGAUUCGGGGCUUGCGUACGCCGAUCCAAGGCUUUAUACGGUAUUAGAUGGCACAUGUCUGGGAACGUGAAGCUAAUCUGAGUCACUGACGUCUAUCACUGACGUCUAGUCUAAUCAGUAAUGGCCGUCGUGGCCGAUGGGAGCGUUGAAGGCAGAUCACGUCCUCGCGGCUUUAUGAGCGGUUCUGGCUUGUGUAAAGAGAUAAGUAUGCUUUAUGUUUCUGAUACGUAUAGGGGAUGCACUUGUGCAAGCCUAUAUGACCGGUAUAUAGAGGCCGUAUUGGACCUCUUUGAACUAAUCUUUUAUUAUUCACUGCGACUUUGCAUGUACGGAACAUCAGCACCGGUAUGGUCACUCUCGGCGUCUUCUCGGUCUACCCCAUUUUACAAUACUAUACAGUACCUUCCAGGCUCGAAAAACCGAUUUAGUGCCGCAUUUGUGUGGUGUGGAAAAGACGUCAAUAGUGGAGUCAGGAUUAGAGGCAUCAUCAGUCACCCUCUUGAGAGCCAAGCUUCAACUAACGCGCGACGGACUGAACAGAUCACCGUCACUAGACGUAGAUCGCGGGGAGAUCCUCUACCUCGGUACCGACCCCAGGCGCUUUCCUGCUUGGGUGUCUCUGAGGGUAUGCUGUGGGAGCGUAGUAGUUUCCAUGAACGCGUAAUUCUCUUUGGCGAUGUUAUAGGCAUCAGAAGGGAAUUAUUACUAUUAUUAAGCUUUUUAUGUUUCCAUCUCCAUGAUAAACUAGGCCAAACUAACAGUCAUCGCUAAAUACCAUGUACAAGUACACUGCCAGGCCGCAUUGUCAUCACUCGAUCCUCUUCCAGCGCCGAACCGAGGUCCU